GCACGAUCGGUGCCCUAAAUUAAGCUUUGUACUUCGGAGUAGCCUGUCAGGACUGUCAUUGGAGUUUGUGGUAGCCCAGGACGUACUUGGCAACCUGGUUACAAAGAGACGAGCGUGCUAGGAGCUCUCCCGAGCCCUACAUAUCCCGUUACAAGUUACCAAUAGUCUCUCUGGGCGCAGGGAACCGGGCGUUUGCUUAUGUGGAUGAUGUACCCGGCUGCAUCUUACGCAUGAUACUCGCAUUCGAGUAAGAACAAUUCUGCUUUCACAAUGGGCGAGCCAGAAGAUUCCUCGCCGUAUCUCCACGAGUUAGAGCCGGUCCCCGACGAAGAAGUGUUAUCUGCGCUUGAAAACGGACUGUACACUCCGAAACCACCGGAAAACGGCGUCGAUGCUUCGCAAAGUGGACAAGUCGCGGGGACGCAGUUGGGUUUAAGCGGCCGUAGUUGGGAAUAUUGGUUGUCCCAAGUUCAAAGAUACUCCACCUACCCUCCGUCGAUAUUUUUUGGGCUGCACCUUGUCAAUACCUCUUUAAUACCUCUUGCUACUCAGUCGAUCGAAGCCAGCGAAACCUACCUGCUUCUCACCCGCCCAAUAUAUCAAGCUCCUGUCCUUGAACCAGCUUUACUUACAGUGCCCAUUCUUGCACACAUUGCUUCAGGAAUCGCCCUCCGAUUCGUCCGUCAAUCCCGAUGUGCGAGGCUCUAUGGCGCGGAGACACGCCAGCAACGCAAAGCACUGAGAAGGUCCAAUAGAUCAAGCAUUCAAGCAAAGCUGGGAUAUUUUUUCGUGCCGUUUUUAGGACUACAUGUCCUUGUAAACCGUAUUGGACCGUGGUACGUCGAUGGAGGCAGCUCUAGUGUUGGACUGGGUUAUGUAGCCCACGGAGUUGCCAGAUCCCCCUGGACAGUGGGGGCAUGGUACGUUGCAUUUGUGGGAAUCGGCGUGUGGCACUUUGUCGGUGGUUGGGCUCAUUGGAUGGGCUGGAGGGAAAUGGCUACAUUGGACAGGGCAAUGGAAAAACGCCGUGGUGCCACCGCGGGCUUUCUUGGAAACCCACAACAGGUUGAAAGGUUGCAUAGACAGAAACGGCGAAGAUGGAUCAUCGCGGGAAGUACAGUCGCUGGAACAGCCCUCUGGCUUUCAGGAGGGCUGGGAGUGGUUGGAAGAGGUGGUCUUGGGUCCGGAUGGGAAGCUAAAACUUGGGAUAACAUAUAUUCCCAGAUCCCGCUGCUUGGGCCAUAUUUGGUCAGCUGAAAGCGAAAGCUAAUGUUGCGAAGCUAAACCCGUGUAGCUCAUAAACACA
Coccidioides posadasii C735 delta SOWgp is the source of this 1306-nucleotide messenger RNA. RefSeq lists its product as uncharacterized. NCBI's taxonomy places the organism in Eukaryota, Fungi, Ascomycota, Eurotiomycetes, Onygenales, Onygenaceae. The record is from RefSeq and is a predicted model, not a curated record. Gene Ontology annotation, cellular component: mitochondrial outer membrane. Gene Ontology annotation, biological process: mitochondrion organization; lipid homeostasis.